AUUUUUGUUGAUAAAUUCAUUGGGACCAUUGCUAAAAGAAAAUAUUAUUUCGAUACAAACAUAAUUAGCAGUAACAUUUACGUCGAGGUCGACGUCACGAAUAACGCUCGUGACCCUCGACUUGGGAGUUAUUAGAUUACUUCUGAAAUAUAAUUAAAUCUUCAAAAUGAAAAUCGACAGAACCAGAUUGAAAAAGUGCACUUCUGAAGUGCCUGCCGAGUGCCAAGCACUAAUCAGUAAACUGAGAUCAUGCUCUCACAGUGAAUUACUGGAAGAAUUAAAACAAAUAGAUGCUUGGACUUUUGGAAAAUGUGAAUUGUUUCACUGGAUUGAUGUACUCGAUCUCAGUGACAGUAUACUAGAAGCAGCUGUUGCAAGAAGUCCUGAUAACCCAUGGGAAUUAGCAUGUGAUCUUCCACAGAAUAGAGAAGCAAAAGAACUGCUUCUCUGGGUUCUUCAUUUCACCACUCUAUUGAUAGAGCAUUCAUUUUCUCGACACCUUUACAACAGUAUGGAACAUCUUGUGACUUUGUUAUCGAGUCGUGACAUGCAAGUCGUGCUUGGUGUUCUGAGUCUUUUGUAUAUGUUCAGUAAACGAAGUAACUUUAUCACUCGCUUGAAUAGUGACAAACGACAGGCUUUACUCAGUCGUUUAAAUCAUUUAGCUGAGAGUUGGGGUGGUAAAGAAAAUGGCUUCGGUCUUGCAGAUUGUUGUAAAGAGCAUCCAGAUAAACCUUUUCCACAAAGUGCUACGACUUUACACUUUGAAUACUACGCAGAAAAUCCAACAACUAACGAAGCAACUAGUAAUUCAACCGCAAGUUCGAACACUAAAAAAGUUGGACAAACUAAUUUAGUAACAUACAUACAUAUUGAAAAUGUGGAUAAACUUGGCAAGACACCAGCACAAAUUAUGAACGACUUGUUAAAAUUUUACAACGUACCACAAGAGAGACAAAUGGCUCUUUUGACACAUAUUAGAUUGGCUCACAGCUUUUCUGAUUAUCGUAGACGUUUACAAUGUGUUCAAGCUCGACUGCAAGCUCUUUCUGUACUUGUUUACAGUAAUGCCUUGCAAGAAAAUGCCCAUAGUCUACUUCAUGCUGGAUUAUUAGAGGAAUUGGUUGAACUAUUAGAACUUCCACAUCCUCAUCUUGUUGAUAUUCGUGCAGCUGCAUUACGCACACUCACAAGUAUCAUUCAUCUUGACCGAAAUCCUCAUUUUCCUAAAAAACCAGGCUCUCGUCUUAAUAUGAUAAUAGAUGUUACUGGUGCCAGUUCUUACCAUGGAUUUUUACCGGUGUUGGUUCGCACAUGUAUAACAACACUUACAUCGCCACAACCAGAUGGUCAGCCUUUUCCUUUAGCAUUGGCUACUGCAUUGUUCAGUUUCUUGUAUCAUCUUGCUAGUUAUGAAGCCGGUGGAGAGGCUCUUGUUAGCUGCGGAAUGAUGGAAAGUCUUCUCAAAGUGAUAAACUGGCCUGGAAGUGAAUUAGAGCAUAUUACGUUUGUAACGAGAGCUGUACGAGUGAUUGAUCUCAUUACAAAUAUUGAUAUGCAAGGAUUUCAAGCACACGGCGGUUUACCUAGUUUUAUAAAUAGAUUAGAUAUGGAAGUGAAUAUUUGUAGAAAGGUACAGCCUUUCGAAAUCGAUCCAAGUAUGUACAAUCAAGACGUAUCAAUACCUACUCGUGAAAAAUCAAACGAAAAUUCAGAUGAAGCUGGUCCAUCACGCACUUCCAAUGAGAUUUUCGAUGAACGGGAAGAAACGUGUAACCCUAUGGAAUUUUCCGAAGACGAGAACACUAAUUCUAAAACUGAAACUAAAAUAGAACAAAAUUCAAGCAGCAAUAGCUCGCCGAUACGGUCUGGCAAAACAUGUUUACCUCAACGAGCUGCACUAUUGAAAUCAAUGUUUAACUUUUUGAAAAAAGCUAUUCAAGAUCCAGCGUUUUCAGACAGCAUUAGGCAUGUAAUGGAAGGCGAAUUACCGUCUUCGUUGAAACAUAUUAUUAGUAAUUCAGAAUAUUAUGGACCAUCGUUGUUUUUACUAGCAAUUGAUGUAGUUACAGUUUAUGUUUUUCAAGAACCAUCAUUAUUAUCUUCGUUACAAGAUAACGGUUUAACGGAUGUAGUACUUCACGCUUUGCUCAUUAAAGAUGUUCCGGCCACUAGAGAAGUUUUAGGUUCUUUACCGAAUGUGUUCAGCGCUCUGUGUCUAAAUCAACGUGGACUUGAAUCAUUCAUGAAACGUCGGCCUUUUGAAAGAAUUUUUAAAGUAUUAAUAUCACCGAAUUACUUAUCGGCUAUGCGACGGCGUCGUAGUGCUGAUCCUCUAGGAGAUACUGCAUCUAAUCUCGGUAAUGCUAUGGAUGAGCUUAUGCGUCAUCAGCCAAGCUUGAAAACAGAUGCGACUGCAGCGAUAAUAAAAUUACUUGAAGAAUUGUGUGUACUUGGUUGCGAUCCACGGUACAUAUGCUGGCGAGCAGCUAGUAAAGCUGAUAAUUCACCAUCGAGUUCUAGUUCUAAUACUCGACAAUCAUCUGGUCAAUCAGUUGGUGUUGGUGUAGGUGAUAAUGGAGCUGGAAGUGGUGGAGCCGGAGGAAGUAGUAGUGAUGAAGAAGAAGAAGAUGAAGAAGAGGCAAGCACAAGUUCACAUCCACAACGUGAAGAACAACCAUCACCAUCACCAGUACAGCCUGGACCUCCACCACAACAACCUCGAGAAAAAACACCAAUUGCCCUUGUUGAUUAUAUUCACAAUGUAAUGAAAUUUGUGGAUGCAAUAUUAAGUAAUAAUUCAACAGAUGAUCAUUGUCGUGAAUUUGUUUCACAAAAAGGUUUAGUUCCAUUGCUGUCUAUCCUUGGAUUACCCAAUUUACCAGUUGAUUAUCCUGUAGCACAACCCGCACAAUCUGUUGCGUCAGUCUGUAAGAGUAUUCUUAAUCUCGCUCAUGAACCACUUGUAUUAAAAACUGGUCUAUUGCAACUGAAUGAAGUACUAAGUCUUUUAAAACCACUUCACAGUCAUAUGGAAUCACCUGGAGGCUCAGUUCUUCUUCAUGAACUUGCAUCCGCACCUAAUUUAGAAACAGCAUUCACAAGUGAUACUGCAACACCACUACUUCAUGCUAUGAAUGCUGCUCAUAGUUAUGUUGUAAUGUUCGUUCAUGUCUGUCGAACUAGUCAAAGUGAAAUAAGAAAUCUCUCUAUGAAUCAUUGGGGUUCAGAACUAGGUUUAGCAGUUCUUCAGGGCUUAUCAGAAUUAUAUAUGUCACUUGUGUGGGAAAGUACGCUUUUACUUGCACUUUGUAGUGAUGAUAGCAUUCCAGCUGGAUGUGAUUUUGGUAAAGAAGACAUGGAUAAACUUAUUCCAGCUGAAUUAAAAACAGAUGGAGAUACAUCUAUUUGGCCCAGUGCUUCUGCUGCAUCAGACAUGGGUAGUAAUGGUAUGACAACUGCUAUGGAAGCUUUGAGCACUGAUCCUCCGCCAGUGUCAAUGGAAGUUGAUGAUAGUAAACCAAGUACUAGUACUGGAAGAGCAUCACCCAGUCCACAUCAACUUAAAUACAUUAAACCACUUUUAGGUGCAUCCUCAAGACUUGGUCGUGCUCUGGCAGAAUUAUUUGGUUUAUUAGUUAAACUUUGUAUGGGUUCACCCAUUCGGCAACGUCGUGGACAACAAUUACCGAUGAUGCCAACUAUACCUAAUUCUGCAGCACGCGGUGUUGCCUGUGCUCUUAAUAUUCUUCUCACUCGUGGAUUGUCUUGGGACAAACUUCCACCGUCACCGCUUCCUAAAUUUAAAUUGACUUUCCUUAUCUGCUCUUUAGGAUUCACCUCGCCCAUGUUAUUUGAUGAAAAACGUCAUCCUUAUCAUUUGAUGUUACAGAAAUUUGUUCAAUUAGGAGGACAAAAUGCAUUUUUCUCCACAUUUCGUUGGGCUUUGUCAGGUGGUGAGCAGUUCUCUUUAUCUGAGGGCUUAGAACACCCUGACCUACCUGAUGGAACUGGUGAAUUUCUUGAUGCUUGGUUGAUGCUUCUAGAAAAAAUGGUCAACCCUAAAGCUAUAUUAGAUUCACCUCACGUUGGAUUAGCUAAGUGUACUGGUUUCAAUAAUACUUAUCGAUCCCAAGAUCCAAUAAUUAAAUAUUUACAAGACAUACACAAAAAAGCAUUUGAAGCAGUCAUGCUUAUGUGGGGUAAGAAACCUCUUAAGAAUUACGGCGCACGAAUGACUGAAUCCAUAUUAUCUAUUUUGCGACAUAUUCUCCGUGGAGAAAAAUUAAUUAAAGAACGUACUGAGGAAGAAACAACUGAAGACACAUCAAGUACUAGUACAAGUGGAACAGCUGCAGCAGUACCGAGAGCAGGAACUAAUAAUGCUACUACAGAACGUCGAGAUGACCCUGAAGCAGAUGUCAAUGCUGAACAUCUUCGACAAUUAAUGGACAUGGGUUUCAGUCGUGCUCAUUGUGUGGAAGCUUUACUUCAUACACUGUCUGUUGAACAAGCAACUGAUUAUCUGUUGAGUAAUCCAGCAACUCAACGUCGACCUGAUGUUUCUAUUGGCGAUGCUAGUGGUCAAGGACCUAUUAUGGAUUUAGAUUUUACAGACGAUCAAGUUAUGUAUGCUAUUGCAAUGUCCUUAGGUGAUUCAGAUACUCGAAAAUCUACUGAAGAACCACGAGAUGUACCUAUCACACAAACUAUCGAUGAAUUUACUAGUACAGCUUUGGAACAAUGUCUCAAUUUGCUUGAUUUAAUGCCCGAUACUGUGUACAGAAUUUGUGAUCUUUUGGUAACAAUCACCAAAAGAAACGGUGAAGAAUGGCGUGAUACGAUGUUACGUCAUUUGAUACGUGAUAUAGGUGAACUUGUUGAUUAUCUUAUUGAUGUUGCAGAAUCAGCGGAAGAGGAUGCUGGUGUACGAUUAGUUGAAUGCGAACAAGCUACUAAAGUUGCUGGACGGAUAUAUUUAUACACACUAUUCUUCGAAGGAACUUUCCAAGAAAUGAGAGUUCCUUGUGCACAGAUAGUCGAAGAAAGCGGAAUUCUCAAUAAACUUGUUGAUCUUUUAGUCGCGAGUGAAGGACCAUUAACAUCGCAUAAAGUUAAACUUACAAAAGAAUGCAAAGACGGUCAAGUGCCUGUUAUUAAAACACCUAAAUGGCUUGCACCUCUUCUUUUACUUAUUGAUAGACUGGAAAAAGUCGCUGUAUUAACUCAACGUAAGCAGCUUAUGCACAAAGUAACAAAUAAAGUGUGGAAGUGGUUUGAUUUGAGCAGUGGAAAAUGGACAGCAUAUUCCCCAUUAAAUAAUCGUUUAAUUAAUGAUGCUUAUUGGGCUGGCGAACUAAGUGUACGGAUAAAUUGUUCACGCCGUCGAUAUUUAAUAACAUUUUCAUGUAUGACACAAGUUAAUGAAGACAGUGACAAUAGACGACCUAUCACAAUGGACUUUAAAUUCCAAAAUACUAGCAGUGAUGACGCGAGCUCAGGAUCUGAUUCCAAUAUGGAUACUGAAGAAACACUAUCAGAAGAAAAACGUAAUAAUACAGUUGUUCAAGGUUUAAAUCCAAGCGCUGCGCCAACUAUUGUUAGUACCUGUGUUAAACUACUGGCAAUUCCGGUUGAUCGUGAUACUUUACAUGCUUUAAUGAAAGUAUGUUUACGAUUAACACGAGAUUAUAACAAUGCUCAAGUAUUUGCUAAAGAAGGUGGAGUAAAAUUACUUUUGGAAAUGACUCAGGCAAGUAGUUUUAUUGGUUGUAUUAGUUUGAGCACUCUUUUAAUUCGACACACCCUAGAAGAACCACAAACACUUCGUCUCGCAAUGGAAAAAGUUGUUCGUAGUCGAACUCAAACAAAUAUUCCACCGGCUUACAAAGAAAUUCUAUUUAUGACCCGACAAAUAAGUAGUGCUGUUUGUAGAAAUCCUGAGGUUUAUCGUGAGGUGUGUGAUGAUAUUUUAAGAGUGGACAUAAGUGUUUUGAAGAAAGAUGAUACUGAUAAUCGUCUUGUUGUAAAAGCUUUACCUUCAAAUCAUUCAUCAGCGACGCCAAUGGUCGAAGAAAUUUCUAUCAGCGUUGUUCAUGAUCUACUUAAUGCUUUGAUAAAGCCAGUUCCUAUAUUUCCGGAUGACAACACCGCUACACCAACUGGAACUCCGGAAAAAAAAUCAACAAAUCUCACAACAAUAGCAGCAACAGCACACGGUGUAUCAACCACAAGUUCACGACGAACUGAUGGUACAAGAAACAAUGCAUCUACUGCAAAUGGACCAUUAGAUGAUGAUGAUCAAAUAGUACCUCUAAAAAUGUAUACCGAUUAUAUGAGCAAUGGAAAAGUUGAACCUGAAGAAGCCAAAAAGCCUUUACUUUCAAAAUCUGCUAUUUUAAAGAUGUUGGCAGAAUCGAUACGUUCUUACGGUGCUGUUGCUAAUUUAAUAGCUGAACAUACAUAUAGAGCAAACCAAAGUGAAAUGGUUCCUGAGGAAACAACAGCACUAGGUUUUCUUUUGGAUAAACUUUUACCCAUAUUGCCAGAAAAUUCAGGUGAUCGUCAGUGCAGUAGCAUGGCACGUAUGCUUAUUGCUGCUAUUGCUUCUUGUAAUCAUUCACCUGAUGCCCAAACGACUUUAGUUACUGAAGUUAAAGCAGCUUUACUACGAACUUUAGCGUUACCAGAAAGCUCGGAAAAACAUGCUCAAUUACAAUUAAUCAUUGGAUUAAUUUCAACAAUGAUUGACAGUUGUCCUCCUACGUCACAUACUCCAUUAAGAGUGCCGUCAAAAGUUCAUCAGUAUAAUAAUGUCAAUUAUAUUGUUAGAAUAAUGUUGAAAAAAGGAAUAAUUACAGACUUAGCUAAAAUUCCUCACAGUCUUGAUUUGUCAAGUCCAAAUAUGGCUGGUACUAUAAACGCCGCAUUAAAGCCUCUUGAAACAUUAUCAAGAAUUAUAAAUCAACCAAUGCCUGGAACAGUUAACAACAAAUUCCCGAAACCGAAAAAUCGUACUGUUCAAGACGAACCAAUUGGUGAUCAAACUGGUACAACGACAUCAGAAGCAACUCACGCUGUUGGUGAGGAAACUAAUGAAGAUGCUGAAAAUACCGAGCAUGAUAUUUCUUUAAAUGCUGAAAGUCUUGAACCUACUUCUGAAAGUCAAGUUCAUGAAGAGGGUGACGAAGCUGCGUUGGAAGAUAUUAUGGAUCAACUUUUAGAGAGUGUUUUAUUUUCCAGAGACGGCUCCGCCGUUACUGAAGAACCAACAUCACGUUCUCACCGACCAAUGGAUAUUGAUGAUGAAAGUCUUGCAAUGCGUGACACUGAUGGUGACUUUGAUCCUACUCGUGACACAACCGUAAGAGAAGACUUAAUGAGCUCCGAUUCAGAUUCCGACAGUAAUCAAUCAGAUGAUAAUGAAGAUGAUGUCCAGGAUGAUGACGAUGAUGAAGAGGAGGAGGAGGAAGAUGAUGGUGAAGAAAAUGAAGAAGAAGAUGAAGAAGAGGAAGAAUCGUCAAAUUAUGGAGAAGAAGAUCAUAUGGGCUACAUCGAAGGAAUUAGUGACGCUGUUCGUAUGAUGGCAUCUGCAGAAAGAGACGUGAGCAAUGUCGUAAUGAUCCCCCACAAUUACGAUAACCAUGACAAUAACGCAGCCUUACCAACAUCAACAAGACCUAAUCAUUCUUGGAGUGCAAACUUUCCUUUACCCGUUUCACUAUUUGAAGAUUUACCUUCUGUAUCUGAAAGUAACGGCAUUGGAUCGCAUCCAUUAUUAUUGGGAAGUGGCGGAAGUUUAGAUAUAGCCAACUCAAGAGCUCAAAGAGCUUUACGUCAACGUAGAUACCAAUAUCUUCAAAUAGCCAAUCCACGAAAUUCAAAUUCUCCAGUUAUUUUACAACGAUUACUGGUUCCAGCAGCUCAAACACUUCCUAUGUCGGCCAGUCAAGUAUUAGCAUCAGGAUUUCGUGAUACACGUGUCGUUGUUAUGGAUAAUAGUCUUGGUAUUUUCUCUAAUCAAGAAGAAGAACAAAUAGACUUUGUAGAUCAAUCAGGUUACUUGUUUGGACCUAGUUUAGCAGCAACAUUAAAUAACAUUCCUACGGCUCUUCACUGGUGGAUUGAAGAAAGCAAACUUUUGGAUGGUGAUUCACAACCAGAUUGUUGUGUUGGGGUUGUUCAUAAAUUAAUUCCAAAAUUAGAAAAGCAACGUAAUGCAGAAUUAGCUGAGAGAAAAGACAAACGUAAAAAACAACAAAAUACUGAAAAAGAUACGGAAAAAGACAGUAAAGACGCUAAAGAUUCUUCGAAAACACGUGACUCUGGAUCAUCAGUAAUUGUAACCUCUCAAGCUGAACAACAGCAACCAUCCGGAUCUGUCCUUAUAAGGGCAAAUUCGAGAAGGCUUGCUGAUACUGUUGAAGCUGCAGUUGAAGCGGUGGGCGAAAAUACUAACCAUGAAGAUAAUGUGAUUGAAAUCACUGGUGAAAUGGAAGUAACUGUACAAGAUGAUGAAGAGCGAACUCCACCUCCACCACCCCCACCUCCAGAAGAACAGAUACCUGAUACAAGAAAUCCUUUAACUAUUCUCAAUGCGCCACUCGAACUUGCAGAAAGUUUGAUAGAUUCUGUUCUUCAACCUAGCACAGAAGAAGCUACAAGAUUACGAAGGCUGAACUCAAAUCGUGAUUCGGAUGAAAUGAAUCUCAAUCGUUCAUACAAUCCACUCCCAGAAUCAAGAGAUCCCGAUGCUUGGGUACAGAGAUUAUUGGGUAUUGAUCAGUCUCGACGAGAAAAUAAUGCCAAUAUUUCAAUUCAAGAUCCUUCAUCGUCAUCAUCUACCUCAGAUAACAUUAUAACAUUUACCGAACAAUGUGAACCUCAACAAACGUUAGAACAACAACCACAACAACCAACUUUGGAACAACAACAACCUUCACAAUCACAGAUAGCAACACAACAGACGCCUUCAAACCAAACAACAUCACAAGAAGCGCAACCACAAUCAACUGAAUCACAAGAAACGCCUAUUGAACAACAACCGACACAACAACCAGGGCAAUCUCAAGCUCAAGCACAGCAACAGUCGUCACAAGAACUUCAAUUACCAGAUGGAGUGGAUCCUUCAUUCCUUGCUGCGUUACCCGAUGAAAUGCGUGAUGAAGUGAUCGCUGAACAAUUAAGACUCCAACGAAUAAGACAACGUACGCAAGCAACCGUUGUUGAAGAAGUUACUGGUCCAGUAGAAGUUAAUCCAGAAUUUUUAGCUGCAUUACCACCAGCUAUUCAAGAGGAAGUUCUUGCACAGCAACGAUUAGAGCAACAGCGUCACGCUGCAGCUUCCGCAAAUCCAGCAGAUCCAGUAGAUGCUGCAGCUUUCUUCCAAAAUCUCCAACCAUCAUUACGGCAAGCUAUUCUUACAGAUAUGGAAGAAUCACAAAUGUCUGUAUUGCCUCCUGAUCUUGCAGAAGAAGCGCAAAAUCUACGUAGACAAUGGGAAGCACGUAAUCGACAUUUAAUGCAAGAACGUUUUCUUAAUCAUGUUAGUCAAGGUAGUACAGCACUGUCAAGUAUUUUAAGAAAUUCUGGGCGAGGUAGAGGUGGAGGAACACGGUAUGCUAUCCACUCAGUAACUCAAAGAGCUCAAUGGAACUCGUGGAAUCCACGUGGUGAAACUAGUAUUGCUCAUCAAAGUGCAGGACUGCGUUUACGUGGACGACAACUUCUUGAUCAUGAGUCAAUGGCAUGUUUACUUGUACUUUUAUUUGUUGAUGAACCAAAAAUUAACACACUAAGACUUCAUAGAGUCAUUAGAAAUCUUUGCUACCACACAAACACGCGAGAAUGGGUAGUAAAAGCUCUUUUAAAUAUCAUGGAACGUAGUAAUGAUGAAAAUAAAGAAAUAAUGAGUGAUUUUACUGGUAAAUUUAAAAGAAAAACAGCACAUUCAUCCAUUGAUUACUGUUCACCUAAAUCGGACUCAAGAAAUAAUUUGCAAUCAUGGUUAAAUAUAAGUAUCGAUGCUGCUCUUGGUUGUCGUGCUAAUGUAUUCCAUAUUUUACGACAUACUGGAAAAAAAUCGGAAAGAAUAGGAAGUACGAUAGCAAUUCAUCCUCAAGCAGCACCAACUGUUUGUAGGCAUACCUUAGAACUUCUUAUAUCAUUAGCUAAAAGUUUUCCUGGUUACUUUGUGCCAACAAAAUUUAAAGAAUCUGAAGAUAAGAGUAAAGAAAAAGAAUCUAGUGGUAAAGAAGAGACUGGAGCUAAACCAAAGUCCGCAUCAAAAUCCAUAAAAAGUGAUAUUCCAGAUUUUUGGGAUAUGCUCCUCAAACUAGAUUGUUCUGUUUCAAAAAAAGGUAAAUCUGUUGCCCGAGGACACUUGACAUCUGGAUUUGGUAGUGAAUCUGAACAAAGUUUAACAUCAUUCGAAUCAUCAGCUUUCGGACAAUUGAUAUCAAUGCUUCAUUGGUCAGUUGUUAGACGUAGUAGUCAGUUAACUGAUAAAUUACUUCGACUUCUCUCUUUAAUAUCAAUUGGCCUCACUGAAGUUAAUUCUUAUCGACGUCAAGAUGCUGCAAAAAAUAAAAAAGUCGAACCAAGUAAAGAACAGAGUGUAGCUGCACCCGAAGGACAUCUUCGUCUUGCGGUUCAAGUUUUAACAAGUAAAAGUUGUUCUGAAGAAGGUUUAGAAGACGCUACUGCUUUACUUCUUAAUUUAUCUCAUUGUCCCGAUCCUACACGACAAUUGAUAUUAAAACUUUUACUAGAAGGAGCUAUGGAAUUAGCUAAUAUGGUAUGUGAUCAUAUUAGUGAAUUAAUGAAAGAACUUAAGAUAUUGAAUCUAGAAAUACGUCGUAGAAAUUCAUUAGAAGAUCAACCAUCAACAAGUGCCAGUGUAUCAGGUCGUGGUAAUUUAACAGAUCGAUUUACUCAAGACAGUGUUGUUAUUACUGCACCCUCUAAAGUUAAAGCUGGUACCGAUCUUCAAUUACCAUCAAUGAGUGCUCUGGUCAGCAAGACUUCUAGUCAAGCAUUCUUCUUACGAAUACUUAAAGUUAUUGUACAAAUUAGAGAAGCCGUUUAUUUGGCAAAUAAAAAGAAAAAUGAGACUGCACAACAUACAGAGACUGCUAUGGAAACUACAGUACCAUCAACACAACAAGCACAAGAAACUACUGUUGAUGAUAGUACAUCUGAAAGUACUGCAAUGGAUAUUGCACAGGCCGCUACCACAAUAACAACUUUAGCAACAAUGACACCAACGGCAGCAUCAACAACAGCAACAGCUACAACAACGACGACGACAACUACUGCUGCUACUGCCGCGGUAGCAGCAACAGUAGAAGUGGCACAACCGGACAGCCUUAAAGCACCAUCAUCUUCUUCACGAACAGAUGAGGAUAAAUCAGCACUUCCAUUAUUAAGCGAAAGUCUGGUACUAGAUAACUUAUGGGAAACUUUGAGUGCCUGUCUACUUGAGUUAGAACACACUCCAGAUCAUCAUGCCGUCCUUGUUCUUCAACCCGCGGUUGAAGCCUUCUUUUUAGUACAUUCGUCAUCAAGUACGUCUACGCGAGAUCGUAACAAUGAGACAAAUGCUGAACCUAGAGAAGCCGUUGCGGAUAUAGCACCUGUUUCACCAAGUUACAAUGAAAACGAAGCUCAAUCACAAAGUGAGACUGCCAACACAAUUGCUGCAUGGGAUAUGACUCCUGCACCACCAAAAUCAUUACCGUCCGAUCAACUGAAAUUCCUUAAAUUUGCUGAAACACACAGAACAGUUUUGAACCAAAUUUUACGGCAAACAACAACUCACUUAGCGGAUGGUCCGUUUUCUGUACUUGUUGAUCACACGAGAGUUUUAGACUUUGAUGUUAAACGAAGAUAUUUCCGAACGGAAUUAGAACGCAUGGAUGAAGGUAUCAGAAGAGAAGAGCUUGCUGUCCAUGUUCGAAGAAGUCAUGUCUUUGAGGAUUCAUUUAGAGAGCUUCAUCGUAGAAAUGCUGAUGAAUGGAAAAAUCGUUUUUACAUUGUUUUUGAAGGUGAAGAAGGUCAAGACGCUGGUGGGUUACUCAGAGAAUGGUAUGUCAUCAUUUCAAGAGAAAUAUUCAAUCCUAUGUAUGCACUUUUUACGGUCAGUCCUGGUGAUCGGGUUACAUACAUGAUUAAUUCAUCGUCUCACUGUAAUCCUAAUCAUUUGUGUUAUUACAAAUUCGUCGGCAGAGUUAUAGCCAAAGCAAUUUACGACAACAAAUUGUUAGAGUGCUAUUUCACUCGUAGCUUUUAUAAGCAUAUUCUUGGUAUUCUUGUAAAACAUACUGAUAUGGAGAGCGAAGACUAUAGUUUCUACAAGGGCCUGGUAUAUCUAACUGAAAACAAUAUUUCUGAUCUUGGAUACGAACUGACAUUCUCUGCAGAGGUCAACGAAUUCGGGGUCAAUGAUGUUAGAGAUUUAGUACCUAAUGGACGCAAUAUUGUUGUCACAGAAGAUACAAAACUUGACUAUAUAAGAUUAGUUUGUCAAAUGAAAAUGACUGGAGCUAUUCGUAAACAAUUAAAUUCAUUCUUAGAAGGUUUCUAUGACAUCAUUCCAAAACGAUUAAUAUCUAUAUUUAAUGAACAAGAAUUGGAGCUACUGAUAAGUGGUCUACCAAACGUUGACAUCGAAGAUCUUCGAGCAAACACAGAGUAUCAUAAAUAUAGUGUUACCUCGCUUCAGAUUCAAUGGUUCUGGCGAGCUUUGCGUGGAUUUGAUCAGGCUGACCGAGCGAAAUUCUUGCAGUUCGUUACAGGCACAUCGAAAGUACCGCUUCAAGGUUUUGGUGCCCUUGAAGGUAUGAACGGUGUACAGAAAUUCCAAAUUCAUCGUGACGAUCGUUCGACAGAUAGAUUACCUUCUGCGCACACGUGCUUCAAUCAAUUAGACUUACCUGUGUAUGAGACCUACGAUAAACUACGAAGCAACUUACUUAAAGCGAUUCAUGAAUGUAGCGAAGGAUUCGGAUUUGCAUAAACACAUUAAAAACAUAAAAUUAAGGAAAAAAAAAAAUCUUUAUAAUUAAUUUGCAAGUUCGAUAUAUGUUUCCGGAAAUAUACGUAAUAACGAAAUGACUCAGUUCACUCGCUACGAUUCCGAUUGGUAAAUACUUUAAAUGAUUGCUGCCGAAACUUGCAUUAAAUCGAACCAUAGCAUAUAUUAAACAAGCGUAUGUAUAUACAUGUGAAUCGAAGGUGUAAUUAUUUAAAUUCACCCUGCAACGCUUCCUAAAAGAAAAAUAUCAGAGUUUAUUUUGUUGAAUGAAAAAACUGCACAGUUGCAGAGCUUAAUAUUAAUACUUGAAAAUAAGAAUAAACAAUAAAAUAUAAUAAGUUUUUAUUUGUAAACCUACAUAGUAGAUGUCUUUUUAUUAUUAUAUAAAUGAUAUGUUACGAAUAAUAUCUAGAAGCAAAAAUUGUAAGAUAUACUUGAAUGAAAAUGAAAGAAAAUUCAAAAGUAAUUAUCAGUGAUAUAUAUUGAUAUAUUAUAAUUGAUUUGAUAGCUUUGGUAGUUUUUCUUUUGAAUGAUGACAAAAAAUAGAUUGCGAAUUUUUAAAAAUACAAUAAAAAAAAGUAAACAAAAAAAAAUGAAUGAUUGAAAAAGAAAAUAUUAAAAUGUCAGUUUAGUGAAAAUGUAAGAAUGUAUGAUUGUAUGUGAAUGUUAAUAAAAUCGUAAAGAGCCUAAUGAAAAAUAAAUAACAAAAUAAAACUUGGAAAAAUAAACACAAAAAAAUAAAAAUAAUUCGUUUACUAAAGAUGUCCUCAAUGUCCGACAAAUGUAUGGUUGUAAACUAAUUAGUAUUAAUAACUCUAACUAAUUUUUAAAUAAAUAGUAAUACUUUUUAA
Messenger RNA from Cotesia glomerata, 13884 nucleotides. RefSeq names its product E3 ubiquitin-protein ligase HUWE1 (gene HUWE1). The transcript is spliced from 12 exons. Gene Ontology annotation, cellular component: nucleus. Gene Ontology annotation, biological process: positive regulation of protein catabolic process; proteasome-mediated ubiquitin-dependent protein catabolic process; protein polyubiquitination. NCBI's taxonomy places the organism in Eukaryota, Metazoa, Arthropoda, Insecta, Hymenoptera, Braconidae. Gene Ontology annotation, molecular function: zinc ion binding; protein binding; ubiquitin-protein transferase activity. The record is from RefSeq and is a predicted model, not a curated record. Bases 167 to 13015 code for a protein of 4282 amino acids.